ACGACAGCCUAGCCGAUUAACUCGGACAAAAAAUUUCUCGUUGCAGAAAUUACCUUCAUUAUAUUGUUACCUUCUCUCAAACACUAUAGCGUUUAUUGUAGUACAUCUCAUAUUGUCGCGUCGGCGUCGUCGUUGUGAUGUAGUUAAAAUUUACUUCUCGUCUGGUACAUAUUAGGUACCAACAUCCAGCACCGGAAAUAUAUCAAUCGUUUGAUUGACCAUUUCUUCGUUCGCCUCAGCUGUGUCUCGGCCAUUCGAAAUUGUAAAAAAAUGAACCAGUUCGCAGCCUGCUUUUUACUUUUCUGGAUAUCCGUCUACCUUAUUGUUGUGAAACCAGUUCGAGCCAACUUUCGUCUUCAGAUACUGCACAACAACGAUUUACAUUCCAGAUUUGUUGAGACAGACGAAUACAGCGCAUCGUGUCCCGAAGAGUACGUCAAACAGAAUAAAUGUUACGGAGGAUUUGCCCGAAUGAAGAAGGCCGCUGAUGAUGCUCGACAGCAGGCUAAAAACCAAGGAGUACCCAGCAUCUUCAUCAAUGCUGGUGACAUCUUCGAGGGCACACCUUAUUAUACGAUCUACAAGUGGCAAAUUGCCUCCGAAUUGAUUGAUAAACUUGGACUUGACGUUAUGACACUGGGUAAUCACGAAUUCGGCAACGGAAUUGACAACCUAGUCGAGUACCUGAAACAUAUAAAAACACCUGUUGUUUGCGCCAAUCUGAACAUAACCAGUGAAAAACGAUUAGAUUUGCCGAUCCUGACACCGUCAAAAGUUCUAACAAUAGAAGGAAGAAGAAUUGGAGUUAUCGGAUACUUGACACCAGAAACAAAAGUUCUUUCAAAUACGGAAAAUUUAGAAAUAUUCGAAGAAAUACCCUACAUACGACGCGAAGCGCAGCGUUUGAAGUCCGAAGGGGUCAAUAUCAUUAUCGCAUUAGGACAUUCGGGAUUCGAUUACGACAAGAAAAUAGCUACAGAGGUAGAAGAGGUCAGCUUGGUCGUGGGUGGUCAUUCCCAUUCCUUAUUGUAUACACCAAAGGAUAAACCACCUAGUGUUGAUGCGGUUACAUCAGAAUACCCAACUAUGGUGGUUCAAAAAUCUGGCAAGAAAGUGCCCAUUGUCCAGGCGUACGCAUUUUGUAAAUAUUUAGGCAAACUAAUGGUCGACUUCGAUGAUAAAGGCAAUGUACUCAGCGCAACUGGAAACCCGCAGAUUCUCGAUUCAACAGUUCAGAAAGAUCCAGAACUUGACAAAGAAAUAGCCAAAUGGACUGCCUCGAUCAACGAACAAAUUCGCACAGUCAAAGGAUACACUCGUACUUUUUUUGAAAAGUCGAUUUUUGAACAGGGUAAAUUGGAAUCGAGCGCGGCUAAUUUGAUCACAGAUAUGAUUGUCGAUUAUGGAGUGCAACUAGCGAAAGAACGUAAAGACAGAACAUGGACCAAGACACCCAUAGCAUUUUAUCCAAAUGGAGGCAUUCGUUCUGUCAUAGAUAAUAAAAAGAAUGACGGAGCUUUAACGGUAGAAGAUUUAAUGACCUUUUUGCCAUUUGAAAAUAAAUUCGUCGAAAUGAAAUUGCGAGGAAGUACUAUCAAAAAAGCUUUGGAAUUCGCAGUAUCUACGUAUAACCCGGAUGAUACCUUUUACAAACCGAGUUAUUUCCUUCAUUUUUCAGGACUCAGAGUUGCGUACGAUUUUACAAAACCAUCAGGCCAACGAGUCGCAUCGGUGACUGCUUUAUGCGGAGAAUGCGAUAUUCCUCAAUACCAGAAGCUUCAAGAUGACGAGAUAUACGGAAUUAUAACCAUAUCCUACUUGGCCGAAGGAGGAGAUAAAUUUGAUAUGCUCAAAACCGAAUCCAUCAAUAAAACAAUUUUAAGUUCCUCGGAUACAAAUACACUUAUGGCUUACGUGGAAAAAAAUCGAGUAGUAUACCCUAUUUUGGACAACCGAAUCACCGUAACUGGAUUCAAAUUGAGAGAUCCAAAAGCAUCAUCUUCGACUCGAGUAGUCUCAUCUCAUCUAUCAUUAUCAUUGAUCACGAUUUUUGUUCCGUUGCUGGUAUUUGUGCAAUAAAAUACGACGUGUUCAGUACCCUAA
Messenger RNA from Planococcus citri (citrus mealybug), 2103 nucleotides. Its product is annotated as protein 5NUC-like. The record is from RefSeq and is a predicted model, not a curated record. NCBI's taxonomy places the organism in Eukaryota, Metazoa, Arthropoda, Insecta, Hemiptera, Pseudococcidae. Gene Ontology annotation, molecular function: 5'-nucleotidase activity. Gene Ontology annotation, biological process: AMP catabolic process. The transcript is spliced from 9 exons. Gene Ontology annotation, cellular component: plasma membrane. The coding region runs from base 271 to 2079 and encodes 602 amino acids.